AUGAUGACGGUGAUCAUGAUCAUGAUGGUGGUGGUGUCGGUGGUUGUGGUGCUGGUGAUUCUAGCCAUAUGGCGCACUGGAGCCAACAUCGGCUGCGGAAAAAAUGCCGAGGUGUGGAGUGCCGUCGAAGAUCGGCCACAGCAGGCCACAAACGUGGCCAGCCGAGCCAGGAUGCAAAGGUCCGGACAAGCCAGGCGUGAUGAUUUUCCUUCCAGCGCAAGCGCCGCAAGCGCAGAGGCAUUCGCAUCGACAAUGCCCACUGCCAGCCUUGCCAGCAUCGAGCGAGUGAAAUGUCUGGACGAGCAUGAAUUCCGCAAACUCCUCGGGUCUCGCAGACUCAGCGAGGAGAGCGAGGAGAGUGAUGGCAUUCCCGUAGGCCGCCUCUGGGGCAUGGUGCCGGAGGAAGUCCGACCGAAGGAGGCCCGGCCGUGGACGACUGUGAGGACCCCCAAGCGGGCACUGCUUCGGGGCUCCUCGGCAGAGCUGGAUCUUGAAUCAGUCCGCUUACUCCCGCAGUCCGACACGGACGACCUGCAACCCCGGUGCAAGAGUGGUGUGUGGGAGAAGGUACACGCGAUGAAGGCUUGGGCUUCUUUGCGGCUCCGCAGAAAGAAGGCUAGCAAAGCUUGCGUUCGCAUGGUCAAAAAUGACCAAAUCCUGCCUGAAUGUCUGUUAAUUGAUUGGACCCACCACGUUUGA
Messenger RNA from Symbiodinium sp. CCMP2592, 699 nucleotides. The record is from the annotation of a GenBank genome assembly. NCBI's taxonomy places the organism in Eukaryota, Dinophyceae, Suessiales, Symbiodiniaceae.